Messenger RNA from Fundulus heteroclitus (mummichog), 4111 nucleotides. RefSeq names its product suppressor of cytokine signaling 6 (gene socs6a). Gene Ontology annotation, molecular function: 1-phosphatidylinositol-3-kinase regulator activity. The record is from RefSeq and is a predicted model, not a curated record. The coding region runs from base 686 to 2293 and encodes 535 amino acids. The transcript has 4 exons. Gene Ontology annotation, biological process: protein ubiquitination; intracellular signal transduction; phosphatidylinositol phosphate biosynthetic process. Lineage: Eukaryota; Metazoa; Chordata; Actinopteri; Cyprinodontiformes; Fundulidae. Gene Ontology annotation, cellular component: phosphatidylinositol 3-kinase complex.
GUUCCCAUAAUUCAACAGGCAACAAAGGAAGAAAGGAAGAGGCCGUGAGCUACAAAGAGUUAGCCGACCUAGGUUAAAAUAUGGCUCACUAAUUGUGCCGUCGUCCGUUGCCAACAGAUUCCCGUGUGUAAAGAAAAGUACAAAGUCCGUCCAUGUUUGUGUUUUUCUACUUUGUUCUGGCACAGGAGUGACCUAAAGGGACGGCGGCGGCGAUGUUUGCGACAUGAAACGCUAACAAAGCUAACUGACUUAGGUAGUUAGGUAGCAGUCGCUACGCUAACGUUAGCCAACAAUCGCCAAGUAGCAACUAUUUUACCUACGUGUUUUCACCGACCAUUCCGACAACGAAUAAAUGAAUUGCUUUGGACAAUAACACAACCAGAAGCGACAAGUAAGUGGAAGGAGGUGGAAUUUGACCCAUCCAACUGAGUCACCAUUUUCCUGCAGAUCAUGGGAAAGAAGUGAAUAGAGGGGAACAGAGGAGACAAGAGAGCCACCUAAGAUGACAACUAGGAAGGGAGAAAGUGACAAGAAACUAAAGCUGCAUAUUAAUCUGAGGGAUUUUUGGAUCCACUGAAUGGAUGACUUGUUUCAUGUGGCCUGAUGGAAGGACAUUGUGGAUAGCGCUUUCAUCUGGAAAUCAGGAGAGCCGUCCCAUGCCCCCCGCAUCGGAGGGCCUGUCAGGAUGAAGAAGAUAAGCCUUAAGACGAUCCGCAAGUCCCUCAACAUAAAGGGCAAAGAGGAGGGUGACUUUGUCAUGCUCCAGCAGCCCUCGGUGACAACAGAGUUUUCUAAGGACGACUCUCUUUUCGGAGGCUGCUACACCAAAGACCUUUCAGGGUGCGAUCUUGGCUGUGAGGACGAGAAGGGAGGCCAAAAUAAAGGCCGGUCCAAGAGCGAGGGCCUGAUGGGGUCGCUAAAGAGGAGACUGUCGGCCAAACAAAAGGCGAAAGCGAAGGGCGGCUCCUCGGCUUUGUGUUCAGUGGAUGACGACGACACCUUUUCCUCCUCCUCAGUCCCCAUCAGCAACGAGGUGAAAGCCCAGAGACCGCACAGAUCAUCAUCCCUGCGUAGUCACCAUUACAGCCCCUCGCCGUGGCCUCUGCGACCGGUCAACUCUGACGAGGCAUGUAUCAAGAUGGAGGUGAAGGUCAAGGCCAUGGUCCACUCUCCUUGCCCCAGUCCCAACUUGAACGGCGUUCAUAAGGAAUUUCACAACUUCCAGAUGGAAGGUCUCUUUCAGGACCAAGCGGCGUCCAUUAAGUAUCUCCAACAACCACAAAACGGUGAGCUGCAUCUAAACAUCGAUGAAAAUGACGUGCCUGUGGAGCUGGGGCUGACGCCCCAGGACUACAUCCAGUACACGAUGCCUUCAGAUGAUGGAAUGUACCCAGAAGGGUCCCACUCCUUCUGCUUAGAUAGCUCUACCCCCAUGGAGGUAGUGACGGAGGCAGACAAAAGGUCGCUCCACGCGGAGCCGGGACACGAGGAGCACGAACUGGUUAAUGGGUUGCCUCCAGACCUGUUCAUGGAAACCUCGGUUAGUAGUAUUCUUUUAGGUUCUGCUGGCAUGGUGCUCCAAAGCUCUCGGGCGGAAGUGCCGCCUCCCCUCAGCCCACUUCUGCCACCCAUGUCAAACAACGGACACAUCCCUAGGACUUUUUCCAGCUUCAGCUCCACAGACAGCCAGGUAGCGGAGAGGGUAAGACAUCACCUCAACUUUGACCCGAAUUCAGCUCCUGGAGUCAGUCGGGUGUACGACUCGGUCCAGAACAGCGGGCCCAUGGUGGUGACCAGCCUGACCGAGGAGCUUAAGAAGCUGGCGAGGCAGGGCUGGUACUGGGGUCCCAUCACGCGGUGGGAGGCGGAGGAGAAGCUGGUCAACUUGGCUGACGGGUCGUUCCUGGUCCGAGACAGCUCGGAUGACAGGUACCUGCUGAGCCUGAGCUUCAGGUCGCAAAGCAAGACUCUCCACACACGCAUCGAACACUCCAACGGGCGCUUCAGCUUCUACGAGCAGCCCGACGUCGAGGGCCACACGUCGAUCGUCGAUUUAAUCGAGCACUCCAUCAAGGACUCUGAGAACGGAGCGUUUUGUUAUUCCAGGUCUCGCCUCCCAGGGUCUGCGACCUACCCCGUCAGACUAACCAACCCAGUAUCCCGGUUUAUGCAAGUGCGCUCCCUGCAGUAUCUUUGCCGCUUUGUCAUUAGGCAAUACACGCGGAUAGACCUCAUCCAGAAACUGCCCUUACCCAACAAGAUGAAAGAUUACCUGCAGGAGAAGCACUACUGAGGACACCGACAGGGCCGUGGGAGCAGUUUGCACUUUUGUGUUCAGUUAAGAUUUUUGUUUUUAACCAAGGUUUACAGACAACCACAGUUUGAGACGACUGGUUCUGCUAGCUCUCGAUUCGUGUUUCAGCGACCCUGUCAUUGUCCAUUCCGUUGUGUUCUGUAGAGCUUUUAUUUGCUGGUCUUGAAGGUUCUGCAUCCAGUAAUACGUUUAUCCAUUGCAAAGCCUGAACAAAUGGCUGAGGUGAAAAAGUUAGCUUAGUUGGAAACGAUGAAGUGCAAACAUUUGGCCGUUGUGACGUGUGGUUAUGUUUACCAUCCAGCUGUGCUAAUAUAAUAGAACAUCGUUAAUUAUCUGCAGUAAAGUCGGGCCUGUGGGGAAAAAUAAGAUUUCUCUGAACUGAAAACUUGUUGCAUUAACUAAGCUGUACAUUACAGAAACAAGAAAAAAAGUUUGCUACAACUGCUUCAUCUCUGCAGACUGACUAGUUUUGCACAUCUUUUGCCUAUCAGUUUUCUACAUGUUGAAAUUAUUUUUUUUUUUUUGUUGAGGCAUGAUCAAAUUGCAGCAUCAGGCUUUGUGCAGUGAAACUUUGUAUUUCAGAUAUUGUAAGGGCUGAUUGUGUACGUCCGUUCUUCAGAAUGGUGCUGGCGUACAAACACGGAUAAGUGUGUUGGUAAAAAGUUAUAAAGCUAACCAAAGUACUAAGUCGCAUGUAGAAAGCUGUAUAGCAGAAGAUGUCCAAGUUCUGUCAGCCAAUGGGAUGCUUUCAACAGCUGGGUCUGAGAAUUGGCUUUAAAUGGUAUGGCUGCAUUUUGUCAUUAUGCAUCUUUCAAGGCUAACGGUACUUCUAAUGCUGGAUUAUGAUAUGCUUUUUUUUUUCUAGAAAAGGCAUCAACUAAAUGUAUGGACUAAAAUAAGUAAUCUAAAAAUACAUGAAAAUUUACAUUAUGCAUUGGGAAUCGUGCUAAAUCUCCGCAUGCAUGUAGAAAAGGCGUUGACCCCGGGCUCACAACGAAAACGGUGCAGAGCCGGUGCCGCAAGGAAGCCAAAUAAUUAAAAAUCAAUGUGUCCACUCACAUCAGUUGCAUGCGGUUGCGGGUCCGGUUACCGAGGUCGUGCAGCGCUGCAAAAAUAUUCCUUAAGAAGGAAGUUUGGCCGGACGCCGCAGCGGUCCCCUGAUCAAACUCCUGAAUUUCACCAGCCAAACAGGAAACGUCGGGCGCUAGACGGGAUAAAGUUCCGGUGAAUUUCAGAAUAAAAUCCCCUCACAAAUUUGGAAGAAAACGGAAACUGAGCGGCUUUGGAGGAUGAAAUGAGAUAUUUAAGCGCACGGAUAAAAAGUGAAAACCGUGGCUAUUUUUUUUAUUUAUUUUUUUUAUAAUUUAUCAGGUAUGGCAACAGAAAGGACCACAUGAACGUCUGUUCUCGCCCAGCGACAUUCCUGCAGCCGCAGCUAGCCGCCGUUUCCCUAGAAGUGUGAGUCGGGGUUAGCUGCAGACCGGAACUGGAUCAGGACCGCAACCCGCACCGCAUUCAGUGUGAGCCCCGGGUUAGACUGUCGGGCUCGAACUGGGUGAUCCACCGGGGCGGAGGUGUGGGACAGGGAGGAAACGGCUUGGUGUCGGAGGUUAACAAGUCGCACAGCUGCAUCAGCCUGCAUGAAAACCUCAAUCAUUCUACAGCUAAGCAAUCUCAUGAAAUCCGGGCCCAAAAUACUCUUAGAGAUGCAUCGAGAAGAAUUGUUCUGCCGACAUCGGAACCGUGGCUUUUAUGAAGCUUGGAGCUGAGACAGUUUUUUUUUUUUUUUUUUUUUUU